Messenger RNA from Diversispora eburnea, 240 nucleotides. NCBI's taxonomy places the organism in Eukaryota, Fungi, Glomeromycota, Glomeromycetes, Diversisporales, Diversisporaceae. The record is from the annotation of a GenBank genome assembly.
AUGUCUCGCAUUCCAGUGCUCCCUUCACGAACAAUAACAAUACAAGGAACAUCUCACCAAACUCCACAGAGAAACUGUCCUUAUGUGAUUGCCGGAUAUGUCAUGAUUAAUACUCGAAGUGCGGUCACUACUGCUUUCCCUGAACCCCCAUCAUCACAUCCUCCAAGUAAUACCGUAACAAUAUAUCAAGAUCCUGAUGAACCUGAUAAACUACAAUCAUUCCUUGAUAGAUGGAAUUAA